CACUGCUGAGAUUUGCGAGCGCGGGUGAGGAGCUGUCAAAGUUUUCCCCCAAGUCGAGCAAUCCUUGAGCAUUUUAAAAACCCGUAAAGGAGAGCCCUUAUACUAUGGAGUGAAGAUCGAAAGGUUUCAAACAGAAGAAAUGGCAGGAUUAACUGAGAUUGGAUUCGUUUUUACCUUACUGCUUUCAAUGAGCUUGUGUGCAACGCCGGAAAAGAAAGUAUGUCAGGGAGCAAAUAACAAACUGACAAAGCUGGGUACUGUAGAUGACCAUUAUAAGAUACUAGUGAAGAUGUACAGCAACUGCACAGUGGUUCUGGAAAACCUGGAGAUCACAUACAUGACAGAAAAACAUGACUUGUCCUUUCUCAGGAGCAUCCAAGAAGUUGGCGGCUACGUUCUCAUUGCGAUGAACACGGCCCCCAGUAUCCCACUUGAGAAUCUGUGCAUCAUCCGUGGCCACUCUCUUUAUAAUGACAAACAUGCCCUUGCUGUCCUGCAAAACUUCAACACCAGGACUGGACAAGGCGUCAACCAGUUGCCACUGACUAACUUAACUGAAAUCCUGAAGGGUGGAGUAAACUUUACCAGCAACAAUAAUUUAUGUAACGUGGAGACCAUCCAGUGGACUGACAUUCUCAAUAUGAGGAGACUUCCUAAAAUUGAAGAACCGAUACCAAGCCCUGAAAGACACUGUAUGAAGUGUGACCCGAGCUGUUACAAUGGUUCCUGUUGGGCUCCUGGCCCCCAAAACUGCCAAAGAAUGACUAAGGUGAUCUGUGCGGAGCAGUGCUCUGGGAGGUGUAAGGGAGAGAAACCCAUUGACUGCUGUAAUGAGCACUGUGCUGCUGGCUGCAGUGGACCCAAACCAACAGACUGCCUGGCUUGUAAGGACUUCCAGGAUGAAGGAACAUGUAAGGAUGCAUGUUCACGUCUCAUGCUCUAUGACCCCAACACCCACCAGCUUGCUCCCAACCCAGAUGGGAAAUACAGCUUUGGGGCAACUUGUGUCAAGAAAUGCCCACAUAACUAUGUUGUGACAGACCAUGGGGCAUGUGUGAGAUCAUGCAGUUUUGGCACCUCUGAAGUGGAUGAGGGUGGAGUUCGCAAAUGCAAGAAGUGUGAUGGCCUGUGUCCAAAAGUUUGCAUUGGGCUGGGAAUGGGGCCCCUGACCAGUGUCCUGUCAAUCAAUGCCAGCAACAUCGACUCCUUUGAGAACUGCACAAAAAUCAGUGGAGAUGUCGCAAUCCUCACCACAACAUUUAAUGGUGACAAACAUACUAAAACUCCAGAAAUGGACCCUGCCAAGCUCAACAUAUUCAAAACUGUGAAAGAAAUCACUGGCUACCUGAUGAUUCAGACCUGGCCGAAAAGCAUGUUGUCCCUGAGCCCCUUUGAAAACCUGGAGGUCAUCCGUGGACGCUCCAAACUGCAUAGUACGUUCAGCUUUGCUGUCACCAAGACCUCCAUCUCAUACCUCGGCCUGCACUCUCUGAGGGAGAUCAGUGAUGGUGAUGUGGCUAUCAGUCACAACCAGCAUCUUUGCUAUACGAGUCCUGACCACUGGACUCGCCUCUUCAAAUCCAAACAACAGACCGUCAAAAUGUCAUCUAAUGCUGAUGCUGCCACAUGUGCCAAUCAGAACAGCACCUGUGAUGAGAUGUGUACGUCUGAUGGUUGUUGGGGUCCUGGCCCCACUAUGUGUUUCACCUGUAAACAUUACAGCCAUAAAAAUCGCUGUGUGGCCUCGUGCAACCUGCUGACUAGUGAGCCACGUGAAUAUGAGGUCAAUAAAACAUGCGUUGAAUGUGAUCCUGAGUGUCUGCUUAUGAAUGACACCCUGACCUGCUCUGGCCCUGGACCUGACAAAUGUACGGUGUGUGCCAACUACAAAGAUGGACCACACUGUGUAACACGCUGUCCACAGGGCAUACCAGGAGAGAAAGACAUACUCAUUUGGAAAUACGCUGAUGAGAUGAGGGUUUGCCAGCCCUGCCACGAGAACUGCACCCAAGGAUGUACCGGACCUGAUCUGAAAGACUGCAAAGAUUUCAAAGGUUCGGGCUUGUCCAUGAUUGCCGCUGGUGUAGUUGGAGGUCUGCUGGCUUUUGUUAUCCUGGGUCUAGGAGUGGCUGUUCUACUGCGCAGACGACACAUCAAACGGAAGAGAACCCUACGACGACUCCUGCAAGAAAGAGAGCUGGUGGAGCCUCUGACCCCCAGUGGCGAAGCCCCCAACCAAGCCUUGCUGCGCAUCCUCAAAGAGACCGAGUUCAAAAAGAUCAAAGUGCUUGGCUCUGGAGCUUUCGGCACUGUGUAUAAGGGUUUGUGGGUUCCAGAGGGAGAGAAUGUGAAGAUCCCUGUUGCCAUUAAGGUCUUACGAGAGGCCACGUCUUCUAAAGCAAACAAGGAGAUUUUGGAUGAGGCCUAUGUGAUGGCCAGCGUUGAGCAUCCUCAUGUAUGUCGUCUGCUCGGCAUCUGCCUGACCUCCACCGUCCAGCUCAUCACCCAGUUGAUGCCCUACGGCUGUUUAUUGGACUACGUCAGAGAGAACAAGGACAACAUUGGUUCUCAAUACCUGCUCAACUGGUGUGUGCAGAUUGCUAAGGGUAUGAACUAUCUAGAAGAGCGCCAUCUUGUGCACAGGGACCUGGCGGCUCGUAAUGUGCUGGUGAAGACCCCUCAUCAUGUUAAGAUCACUGAUUUUGGCCUGACCAAGCUGUUAAGUGCCGAUGAGAAGGAGUAUCACGCAGAUGGUGGAAAGGUGCCAAUAAAAUGGAUGGCUCUUGAAUCCAUCCUACACAGAACAUACACCCACCAGAGUGAUGUCUGGAGCUAUGGUGUGACAGUCUGGGAGCUGAUGACAUUUGGAACAAAGCCCUAUGAUGGCAUUCCUGCGAGUGAGAUUGCAGAGGUUCUGGAGAAAGGAGAAAGACUUCCUCAGCCUCCUAUCUGCACCAUUGAUGUCUACAUGAUCAUGGUCAAAUGUUGGAUGAUCGAUGCAGAGAGCAGGCCUCGCUUCAGGGAGCUCAUUGCAGAGUUUUCCAAAAUGGCACGGGACCCGCCCCGCUAUCUUGUCAUUCAGAGUGAUGAUCGGAUGCAUUUACCCAGUCCCUCUGACUCAAAGUUCUACUGCAGUCUGAUGAGUAGCGAGCUGGAAGAAGCCGUGGAUGCAGACGAGUAUUUAGUGCCAAAUCACAGCUUUUUCAGCAGCCCCAGCACCUCCCGCACACAGCUUCUACACUCUGUGAGUCUCAACAGCAGCAUUGGGAACUGUCAGAGCAGAAAUAGGAAUGGCUUUCCGGAAAGAGAUAACAGCAUGGUUUUGCGAUACAUCCCAGAUCCGACUGAACCUUUCCAGGAGGGAGACUUCCAGCCUUCUCCAGAAUACAUAAACCAGAAGGGCUCACUGAUGUCCAACGUGACCAACCCGAUAUACCAGCACCCAGGGCCCCCGCACAUGCUUCCACACUUUUCAUCGACACUGGAUGAAACAGAGGAAGAGUACCUGAACUGCUUCAAGAGCCCUGCCCCUUCUGCUGCCUUUCCACCGGAUUAUCUCAACACCUCCAACACCCAGUCGUGCUUCAGUAUGGAGAGCUUCAAGCCCCAGAACAGCAUUGACAACCCAGACUACCAGCAGGACUUCUGCCCCCUGGAGCUCAAAACACACACCAAUGGUCACUUGCCGGCAGCAGAAAACGCAGAAUAUAUGGGCCUGGAAGUGCACUAGCACCUUAUGGAGAGGAGAAAUUGUUCAAAUGAGCCACUUUAGUUAAAAGAUGGAAGGACAUCUAUUUAUAGUAGGGGCACAGGCAAUUAUAUAGAAUGUGGACCAUCGAGAGCAGCGUAAGCUUUUGAAUGUCUUGGUUACCUUUCAAAUACCCUUGUCUCUUUCUGAGCUAGACUUAGAUGCCAAUAUGGUUGCAUUGAGCAUGUGACCCUAUCCAUAUGUCACAAAAGACUGUAAGUGACUACAGGAGACAAAUUGUAUGUUGAUGCCAGAAGAAAUACUGAAAGUAUGGAACAAGUAGCUUGCCGACACUCCUGUGUAAAGACUGCUUUUUAAGUAAUCUGAUAUGAGUCAAAACAAUUGAGGUUUUUAAUGAGCAAAAUAAUGUACUUCAUGCUAGUGUGCUGUGCUCAACAGUGUCUGUAACUAUAAAACACGACUUUAAAGUCUUGUAAGCUGAACUGUUUAAUGACCCUCUGCUGUGAAUGAAAGUCAAAUUGUGUAAAGAUUUAACUCCCAUUUUUUUGCUGGAAAUGUUGGCUGUAUGGAUAGAAUCCAUUUUGUCCAUUAAACUAACACACAGCUGGUACAUGUAUAGAACUGUAAUAUAUGGCUGACAUCUUAUUGUAUCUAAAAGAGUAUUUUAUCCAUUGUUGUAAAAACCACUCAUAUUUUCUGUUUGUAAAUUUGGCCAUGUGUUUUCUCCUUUCUGUGACUUUUGUAAUAUUAAAAUGAAUUUUACUUAAGUGACAAAGCAUAUCAUGAUCACUUUAUACUAUUGCGACCAUUUUGCACAGUUCUGAGUAACUUGGUUGAAUAUCACAUCUUUCUUGCUUUGAUCAUUCCUAGGAAAGCACUUUCAUUUACUGUUGCAGUACGGUGGCAAAGUCUUUUUUCGCCUGUCGUGUUGACUUUUAUUAUUACUAUAAGAAGUCAAUUCAAUAAAGAUAUUUUUGUUAUUAAA
Molecule: messenger RNA, 4694 nt
Organism: Xyrauchen texanus (razorback sucker)
Lineage: Eukaryota; Metazoa; Chordata; Actinopteri; Cypriniformes; Catostomidae
Product: epidermal growth factor receptor-like
Exons: 28
Coding region: 140-3730 (1196 amino acids)
Biological process (GO): positive regulation of epithelial cell proliferation; protein phosphorylation; cell differentiation
Cellular component (GO): signaling receptor complex; basal plasma membrane
Molecular function (GO): epidermal growth factor receptor activity; epidermal growth factor binding; ATP binding
Source: RefSeq, a predicted model, not a curated record